AUGAAUAUGUUGGAUGAUGAAGAUGACCAAAGCUUUCACGCUACGCGUGACGGCUACUCCCAUUUGAGCGAUGUCGAAUGGGAUGCGGUUGAACGAAUGGGUUCGACCAUGGGCAUCCAUGCUGUUAGCGUCAUGCUAGAGGCUCUCAAUAGAGAUGCCCAACAUGCUACUAUCGCCAAGUUCAUUCAAAAUGAACUUGACGCAGAACGCGAGAAAGUAGCCUUGCUUCACCAACAAGGUUCUCAACAAGCAGAGUUGUUGAGAGAACAAGGUGCUCAACAGUUUGAACUGUUGAGACAGCAGCAGGCUGCUGCUGGCGGGUCGAUGCACUCGCGUCGGCCCGAGACUUUGAAGAUUGACAUCUCAAAGUAUAGGGGGGUCGAAGAAGACUCCCUCUUGAGAUGGUUCGUCGAAUUGGAUGACGCCAUAAGGGCGCGUCGCAUCGACGACGGGGAUAUGCAAGUUGCAUUUGCCCAGUCAAAUCUGGCAGGACGUGCCAAGACUUGGGCACUGAAGCUCAAGCAGGGUACGCGUGAUGUGCACGCUUACGCUCAACAUAUACGACAUCUCACGAGUUGUAUAAGUUCCAAUCCGGUGGAUGAAUACACGUUGGUUUCGGUGUUCAUGCAGGGUCUUGCGGAUGGUCCCGUCAAGACUCACCUGUUCCGGCUUGAACUAGAUUCACUAGAACAAGCCAUUUCAAUUGCGGAGCAGGAAGACUUCAGUCUGAGACAGGCUCGCGCCAGCUCGACAUCAUAUCGUCAACCGAGACGAUAUGACAACGGAGGUCCAGAGCCGAUGGAACUCUGUUAUGUAGAGAGCGAGAAGGCUCGCUCUACAGGCUACAAGAAGUUGCAGAGAUGCAACAGAUGUCAAAAGACAGGACACUACGCUUACGAGUGUAGUGCCCCUCGUCCAGUGUCUCGCGACACUGGGCGUAAUGACCGUCCACCCAUGAGAAAGGGGCAGGGACGAGGGUCCGCAGUUGGUGCAAAGACGCAACAACGGGAUGGACCGUCAAAAAACGGACAGGAUCAGUAG
Peronospora matthiolae is the source of this 1041-nucleotide messenger RNA. Lineage: Eukaryota; Oomycota; Peronosporomycetes; Peronosporales; Peronosporaceae. The record is from the annotation of a GenBank genome assembly.